GAACUGUCCUUCAUCACAGAGCCCAGCGAUGUGACGGUACUACCAAAGGAUCCUGCUGUGUUGGACUGCCAGGCUCAUGGGGAGCCCCCAGUUACCAUCAAGUGGCUAAAAAAUGGAGUUAAGUUGGCAGAAAGUGAACACUUCCAAUUCCUGCCCAAUGGCUCCUUGUACAUACCAAAGAUAAAGCACACCAAGGAGGACUCGGAUGAAGGAUUCUACCAGUGCCUGUCUCAAAACAGAUAUGGAGCUAUCUUAAGCCAAAGAUCACGUCUGACUAUCGCAAGGAUCUCAGAGUUUCUGGUGCAUCCUCUACCUGUGGUGGUGUCUGAGGGCUCUGUGGCCCGUUUUUCCUGUGCUGUCAUUUCCAACCCUCCAGCCACCAUCACCUGGGAGCACAACCAAAGUACACUGCCACUACAAACAGACAGAAUAACAGUUUUGCCAAAUGGAGUUCUUCAGAUUCACAAUGUGCAGCUGGAAGAUGCUGGACAAUAUCGAUGUGUGGCAACUAAUAUCGGCAGUCGUUUGAGGAGUGGGGAAGCCACAUUCACUGUCAACAAAGUUACUGGCCCUAAACCGCGUCAGAGGCCCAGAAUCAUCGCCGGACCUCAGAAUACGACAGCUUCCCUUCAUCAAACUGUGGUGCUGGAGUGUGUUGCCACAGGCAAUCCCUCACCCAUCAUCUCGUGGAGCCGCGCCGACAGUAAAGCCAUCGACGUCUACAAUGCCAAGGUCCUGGGUAAUGGGAACCUGGUUAUUACUGAUGUCAGUUCCAAGCACAGUGGAGUGUACCUGUGCAGGGCCACCACACCUGGAACCCGCAACCACACCACCGCCGCCGCCAACCUCACAGUUCUAGUGCCGCCAACCAUCGUCGAGAAACCUGAAAGCCAGACCCGUCCAAGAGCUGGCACGGCCCGGUUUAUGUGCCAGUCAGAGGGAGUGCCUCCGCCACGCAUCAGCUGGCUCAAGAAUGGAGAAGAGGUUCACUUAAAUGGAAGAAUUAAGAUGUAUAACAGUAAAUUGGUGAUCACGCAAAUUAUUCCCGAGGAUGAUGCCAUCUAUCAGUGCAUGGCAGAGAAUAAACAGGGUUCUGUGCUCUCCGUGGCUCGCCUUAUCGUUGUAAUGUCAGAGGACAGGCCCAGUGCUCCGAGGAAUAUCCAUGCUGAGACCAUUUCAAGCUCUGCCAUCUUGCUGGCCUGGGAGAGGCCUCUCUACAAUGCAGACAAAGUCAUUGCCUAUUCCAUCCAUUACAUGAAGGCUGAAGGGCUAAACAACGAAGAAUACCAAGUUGUUAUCGGCAACGACACCACCAGUUAUAUCAUCGAUGACCUCGAGUCGGCUCGAAACUACAGCUUUUACGUGGUGGCAUACAUGCCAAUGGGAGCCAGUCGUAUGUCAGACCAAGUCAGUCAGCAUACCUUGGAGGACGUGCCUCUGCGUACCCCAGAGCUAAGUCUGACCAGCCACAGUUCAACGGACAUUCAGGUGAGCUGGCAGCCACUGCCAGCAAAGAUUAGCCGUGGACGGGUGUCGGCUUACAGGCUCUCCUACCGCACAGCUGUAGACAGCACUGUCAAGUCUGUGGAGCUACCACACAACAGCACGGAAUAUUUCCUGGGGGCUCUGCAGCCGGAUACUAUCUACCUGCUGCGUAUGGCUGCAGCCACCCGUGUGGGCUGGUGUGAGCCAUCAGCGUGGAGCUCACACCGCACACCCAAAGUGUCCAGCAACAAAGGUAAACCCGCCAAAGUCUGGACAGGAGAUGUCAUCAAGUUUGGAAGCUCAAGAUUUGAUAUAGUGCCCUCAGCUCCUAUUCUUCAACUUGAGCCUCUUAACUGCACCUCCAUUGUGGCACGCUGGCAAACCACCCCUGGUUCUGUGGCCGCUCAGGGUUUUCGGUUGUGCUACCACGAGGAAGGUCAGCCAGAGCAGCCCAACAUCCUCCUGCAAGCUCCAACUUCUACCUUUACUAUCAGUGGCCUUGAUCCAAGAAGAAAAUAUCACGUGAAGAUUCUGGCUGUCAGUAAAGCUGGAGAUGGUUACCAGACAGAUCAAACCGUUAGCACUCCAGGAUGUGUUUCUACUAGAGACCAACUGGUAGCAGCACCCCCAUCUCCACAUCAAGUGACUGUCUUGACCAGCAAUUCAUCUGCAGUGUUGCUGCGUUGGAGUCAUCCUGCUUUUCCACCUGGAAAGGCUGUUAGCUAUACAGUCCGCUGCACACCUGUGGGCACACAUAAUGUGUCAGCUAUACGCUACCUGCAAAUUAACAAACAGAGCGUGAUGGUUAAGAAUUUAGUUCAAAACACUCGCUAUGAAUUUGUGGUGCGUCUCCAUGUGGACCAGAUGUCAAGUCCCUGGAGUUCUGUUCUUUACCAUCAGACCCUCCCUGCAGCUCCCAGCCAGCCACCUGCAGGAGUGCGAGUAACCCUGAUUGAGGAUGACACUGCUCUGGUGUCGUGGAGGGACCCCACAGAUCCCAAUGUGAUCAUUACACACUACACCAUCCUAUAUGCAUCACAGAAAGCUUGGAUUGCUGGUCACUGGCAAAAAAUACAAAGAGAGGGAAGUCAUACAAUGGCCUUACUGGAGAAGCUGGAGCCAGGGAAUGUCUACCUGGUGAAGAUAUGUGCCUCCAAUAGGGUAGGCGAUGGACCUUUCUCUAACAUUGUGGAGCUGACCCUGAGGCGAGGACACCUGCACCGCAGCAAGAACCCCAGGCACUCUGACAACUUCCCCGAUCCGGAAGUGUAUUCCGAUGGUCUCUACCACAUAGACCAGAAAUCCAUGACAGGGAUCAUGGUGGGUGUGAGCAUCGCCUUAACUUGCAUCGCUAUGUGUGCCUUGAUCUUGAUUAGCAAGGGCCGACCAAGAAAAUCUUCUAGUUCCAAAGGCAUUGCUGGUGGAGCUCCGGAUGGCCCCCGGGCUGGUUUUCCAGCCCCCGGUGACUGCCACGCUGAGAAUGUGGAGGCCCUUAUACCUAUGAUAAGUGAGCACUUCAUAGAUCCUAAGGUCGGAUCUAAUAUAGUCAUAAAUGGCGUCGGCCCUCUCGGCAGCAAUAUUGAAAGCCAGAGGUGGCUGCUUUUCAACAGAGAUAUCCUGAAUCCACCUGAAAGUGAUGCUGAAACGAAAGCCAGCUUGUAUGAAACCGGAAAAACUGUUCUGAGAUAUCAUGAGCAUCCAGGCUCGGCUCCUCUGCCCCACUCAUCCCGGGAGAUCAUUUUUGGACCGCUUCACUCAGAGAGCUCUCAAACCAGCGAGGGCAGCCAAGAGACAGGAGACUCUGGACACUACUCCAAUGAAGAGGUGAGCGACCCCUCGACCAGCCAGAGCUCCGGGGGAAAGUCUCGGGGACUGGACAGCGUGGGCAGCACCGCAGAGCUGAAGCAGUCCUUCAGAGUGCAGAACGAGGAGAUGCCCAGCCUCCCCCUCCAUCACUCGGACGCGUCCUGGCCCCACAGGAGUUCAGAAGGUGUUGGUCCUGGUCCUGGUCCUGCCCCGUGUGCUUCCCAGUCCGCCAGUUCUUGA
Messenger RNA from Menidia menidia (Atlantic silverside), 3531 nucleotides. The record is from the annotation of a GenBank genome assembly. Lineage: Eukaryota; Metazoa; Chordata; Actinopteri; Atheriniformes; Atherinopsidae.